GGUGUUUUUUGCAGCAAAGAUAAGAACAACAACAGAACAAGAUCAGAAACAAGUAUGGAAGCAAAAGGUGGAGAAGUUAGAAGGCUUCAUAUAAUCUACUUUCUUAGUCACUUAGGUGGUCAUGCAGAACAUCCUCAUCUUAUUCGUGUUCUUCAUCUUACUCGAAAUGGUGUUUAUCUUAGAGAUAUUAAGAGAUGGCUAGGUGAAUUGAGAGGAAAAGACUUGCCUGAAUCCUAUGCUUGGUCCUACAAAAGGAGGUACAAGAGUGGAUAUGUGUGGCAAGAUUUAAUGGAUGAUGACCUUAUAACCCCCAUUUCUGAUAAUGAAUAUGUCCUCAAAGGAUCACAAAUCCACACUACCCCUUUUGAAACUCAUUCAAUUAAUUCAGUUAAUGAAAAGAAAAAUGAUACUGAUAUACUUGCUGAGAAAGUAAAAGUUGAAGAGGACGAACAAAAGCGGCAAAACAAACCGUCUUUAUCAGACGAAAAAACUGAAAUUCAGAAAGAAACUGAUACAAAAAAGAAUAAUCUAAAUCAAGGGUCAUCAGAAGUAAGUCAAGAUUCAUUGGUUUUCAGCUCGGAUAGAUCAUCGGUGACCGAUGAUGAUUCUUGUUCUAAAGUUGAAGAAGAGAAGCUUUUAGGUAAUGGAAAAGAAGGUUUGAUUGAAAAGAAUCAUGAGAAGUUUGAAGCUUUCUCACUUCCUUCUUUGUAUCAUAACUUGAUGAGCAAGAAAGGUAAAAAAGUUGGACAUAAUAACAAAACCGAUACUACGCCUCCUGAUUCGAGGUUUUCUACUCCGACAUCAUCAACUUCAUCACAAUCUCAAUCUUCUUUUACUAAAAUAAGAAGCAAUUCUACAAGAGUUACUAGUGUGUUCAGAAAUUGGAUUGGUUGUGGAAAUGUUGCAACAAAUGAUGCUGCUUUUCUCUCUAUGAAUCUUGCUCAAAAAACUCUGUCUAAGGAGACUAACAAUGUGACAGAAAAAAGGGGUGAGAUUUGUAAGGGGGAUAAAUUGGGAGGGUCAGCUAGGUGUUUUGGGACUCCUUGGAAUUAUCAUGAUCAAAAUGAACAUUUUGGAGCCAGAAAAAGCUGUGAUGGAGAGGAAAUACACAGGGGGAGGAAAAAGCUAAGUGAGUUAAUGAGUCAAACUUCUUAUAAACCAUUUGGUGGACCAUUUUGCUCGCAAUGUGGGAAAUCAUUCAAGCCAGAGAAAAUGCACAAACACAUGAAAUCUUGUAAAGGAAUGAAAAGCAUGGGAACUUCAACUAUUGCUGAGGAAUCAACAAAGCUUCAAAGAUCAACUUCAUCAUGUAAAGAUUACCUUUUGCAAAAUUAAUAAAUGUGGAUGAUGAUUCCUUUUGAUUUCGCAUUAGAAGAAGCAUUUUGUUUUUAAGUCUUGAUGUAGCUUCUCACUUUGUUUCUUGAACUUUAUAAAUAUUCAGUUUGUCUCACUUUGUUUCUUUUU
Molecule: messenger RNA, 1464 nt
Organism: Trifolium pratense (red clover)
Lineage: Eukaryota; Viridiplantae; Streptophyta; Magnoliopsida; Fabales; Fabaceae
Product: protein SOSEKI 1
Exons: 6
Coding region: 55-1335 (426 amino acids)
Source: RefSeq, a predicted model, not a curated record